UGUAUAUUUUCUAUUGUCAUGUGAUCAAUGUGGAAUUUUGGCAUCGCUCUUGGAAACUGAAAAUAAAAGGCUUAUAACGAAUUAUUAUUAACGAAAAUAACGCUUAUAACGAAUUAUUAUUAAUUGUUUAACGAAAUUCAGUACUAUUAACAAGUUUUAUGGGUACUUUUUCAAACCCCAUUUGGUUUCACUAUUCUUUAAGUAUUAUAAAAAAAGCUGCUGUUAAUAUUUUUAAACGCUAAUAAUGAAUUUAAAAAAAAAAAAAAAAAAAAAAAAAAAAAACACGCGUGCUGAAGUUUAGCAUUAUAGUGGCAAUAGCAGCUGUAUCGUUUGGUUUUGUUUCAAAACAAAAGAAUAUUUGAAUGAAAAUGGCUGAGCUAUUAUACCUGUUUUAUUUAUAAUGUUUUUUGUAACUGUCGUAUACUUAUUAAGUUUCUAAAUAUAUACAUUUAAAUUCAAAACUGAAUAAAAUAUUUGAAUUUUCAAGUUUAUUCAGAACUACUAUUCGGAUAAUAGGCGAUAAAGCCAAAGGAUGAAAGCUAGAAGAUUAGGAAACUGAAAACAAAUGACGCCACUUUUCGAGAAGACAUUAGCCAUUAUCCAAUCCAAUCUGAUCUCUCGAACGCCAGAAAUCGAAGCCAUUAUAAAAGCCAGAGGCCUUACGGUCUUGCAGAAGAAAAGAUUCUUGCUCCGAAAAGAUCAGGCGGUUCGUUUUUUCUCCCAAGGCCAACGUCGGGCUCUCCAGAAAGCCAAUUUCCGCGAUGAUGAUGUGGAACGCGAUUUAAAAGCCUUCAUCGACUCGAUGACCAGUGGUCCGAUCGACGUAUUGAUCAUUGCAGGGUUCGACGCCGUGUCCAGAUGGCUGGAGCUUAUUGGUCAGACUGACCCUUUUGGAGAGCAGACCAAUUGUAUUAGCGUUUUGUUCGGCGGUGGAACGUACGGCAGUCCUGAUGUCCUAGCUGCCAGCAGAGAAAUUCGAUUUUUUUAUCCGGAGACCAUAUUCGAAGCUGAUUUUGGCCUCGGUACUGCCAGAGAGUACCUGUCGGAUACGGUGAAUCCUCUGCUCUUAAAAGGGCUUAUUAUGCUGUCUAAAGAAAAGCCGCAAAUCCCUGUGUUGUGGCUUGCUCAGUGGUUGUUAGAUAACAGACCACAUGAGCAUUAAAGCUUUUUACUUUUUUUUAUUGAUACAUUUUUCUUGUUUUAUUUCUGUGUCAGAUUUAAUUGGAAGCAUGUUAUGGACUCUUGUAUGUGAA
Messenger RNA from Stegodyphus dumicola, 1253 nucleotides. Its product is annotated as nucleoside diphosphate kinase 5-like. Lineage: Eukaryota; Metazoa; Arthropoda; Arachnida; Araneae; Eresidae. The record is from RefSeq and is a predicted model, not a curated record.